AAUAGAAGUGAAUGAGUAAGGGAUGCUUAGAAGUGUAAUAUUACAGUCACUGUAGUCUUAAAGGAUACCAUGCAGACAUGCAAAGAGAACUACUGAACUGCAGAUACUUGUAGACUGCAAGUUUGAAAUUAUUUGACCAAAAAUACAUUUACAAUUACACAGUGGCAGAAAAGUAACAAGCGUUUCAUAAACAAGCAAAUUGACACACCGUAGCCUUUAAUUAUCUGUGUGCUGUCUUUGUCCGAGAAACACCAACAUCACACGUUUUAAUUAUUUUGUUUAUCAAAACAAUAGCAGUUCAUUGUAAUUUCCUCUCAAGAAAAUAAAAAAAGUGUCUUGUUUAAAAUGGGAGGGGAGUAACAGAAACGGCCUAGGACACCGGGUAGAAUUUUGCAUUUGGAGCAGGAGAAAGGCAGUCGGAGGAGGCGGAGUGUGACGGAAGCUUGGCUCGGCGAGUUGCUGGCUAUCUUCGCGUGAGACAAGCUGGAGAGCGCGGCGGGGUUUUAUUGACGACUGUCAAGAGGUGCUCGGGGACGGAAAGACUUUGUUGUUUAGUAGUAACCUACUAUAAACGCUGUAUGAAACACCGGGCUAUGGAGUGAAGAUGGCUGGCGAGGGGAGCAUCUUGCUCAAAGCUUUGGACAGAACAGCGUCCCAAAAAGAUGGCGGUUUUAAAAACCGAUGGAGCUUCAGCCAGUCUGAUGUUGACAACAAUACAACAGAAAAAGAUGAAGCCAAUCUACUGAGUGUAGAUGAUGAAAGUGAUGAGGCAUGUAGUGAAGAUGAAGCGCUGAAGUUGCACACUGGUUAUCACCUGGACCCUAGUCGCCUUUCCAGUGAGUCCUUAAAAACUUAUGAAAGGCGGAAAUAUGGAAUGUUUAGGAGUCUGAAAGGAAAUCCUAUUGGUCUCAACAUGCUAGGAAGUAGUAAAAAACUCAGUGAAAAUGUACAAGCGGUUUCCCUGUCUCCUGGAACUGUGGUGCAGGGGAGGAUUUUUCACCAUGUCAGUGCACCAGUAUCUGUUGUAAAGACAGCAGCUCAAAGCAGUCUCAACCAAAAGGAAAGGAAGGAAUAUCCUAGUGUACAGAAGACAGACUCUGAUCACAGUGUAUUACAGUAUCCCAAAGGAUCAGUGAAUUUCUCAGAGAAUGCAAAACUAGUGCGAGUGGAGUCUGAUGUAAAGAGAAAGAUUCAGACAAAACGUAGACAUGAUGACCAGCUGCCAGAUAUGCAUUUGUCUCCCAUUACAAGAAAGAGUACAGAGCGAAUAGAGGGGCAGCUUACCAGUGAAAUGAAUGUAGUAUGUGAGCAGUGUGGCAAGAAAACUGAAAGUAUCACAAAGUGUCAAAACUGUCGGAAAGCUGUAAGUUUCACUGAAUCUGUUGGAUCUCUGCAAAGGUCACCAAUUCAUUUGAAGUCUUCACUGCAGCAGGACUCUUUGAAUGCAGGAUUUAAUACAAAGUCUUUCUACAACUGUAAGGAUAUAGCAGUAAGUCCAGUUACUGCUAACAGUGUGUUACAGCAGAACGGAAAAGUAAUUAUGUCAGUUGCUCCAUCAACUUUAAAUAGGACUGCAAGAACUGUUAAGUCAGUAGUUGCAAAGCCUUUGCAUCUAAAUGAUCCAAUUGUGUUAUCCAGCGAUGAGGAGGAAGAAAACGGUGACAGUUUCAGCACUGAAAAUACAAAUAAAAUGGACAGUGUUUCACCUUCACCUGUUGAUUCAAGAUUACCAUCUCCAGGACUUCCUAUUGGAUCGCCAGAGACCAUAUUUAAGGAACAUUUUUCUGAUUUGGACACUUUAGAUAGUAUUACUCUGGAGAAGGAAUCUAAAAUAAUUUUACCCAGGAAAGCAAGAAUGAAGGACCAGUUUGGGAAUCCUGUAACUGAAGUACAAAGCAAACGUCGCAAAGUUAAUCAUCAACAGCAGCAACAGAAUCCGAGUAAUUCUGCACCUUCAUCGAGUAAAAUGGAAAGUAUCAUUCUUGAAUGUCGAAGUGUACGGAUAGGAACAAUGCGCCGAAUGGUUUCAGAACCAAUAGUUGGUCAGUUAGUGAGUCUUGCAGUAUUAGAAUAGACACUUCCAUGCUUACUAAAUGUGAAUGGUGCAGCACUCGUAAGCUACCAGUAGUGUUUUUGCAGACCACAUCAGACUUCUGCUCGAAACUGCAAGCCCAGCUCAAAAUGGACAGAGAGGAUGGUGUUUGGUUUGAUAGUAAUGCAGCUAAUAAAGAAGAACGUUAUAUAAUCCUAAUAUUUGAGAAUGGUCCAGAUGUUAGUGAAAAUUCUAUACUGGAACAUAUUCUCACUGAAAUUGGCUUAAAAAAUAAUAUUCCUGACUUAUUUGUGAAACUUCCUUUUGAAGAUGCUAAUAAUAGACUUGUUGCAUUUACUAAACAAUUUGAAGAAAACAUCAAAAGCCCAGCUCAAAAGGACAGCAAGGUGGCAAGUGAAUCUCGAACACAUCUUCGCAGCAUUCCAGCACAGUUGCAGUUUUUUGAUGAUGAAAAGGAAGUUGAAGAUUCACAUACAGUGUUUACAGGUCCUGUUGUAAAAUUAAUAGUUUAUCCUCCUCCUCCAUCCAAGGGUGGGAUAUCUGUAACCAAUGAAGAUCUCCAUUGUCUAACUGAAGGCGAAUUUUUAAAUGACGUUAUCAUAGAUUUCUAUUUAAAGUAUUUGGUUUUAGAAAAAUUAAAAAAGCAAGAUGCAGAAAGAAUACAUAUAUUUAGUUCCUUUUUCUACAAACGGUUAAAUCAGAGAGAGAGAAGAAACUUACAAGAAACUGCAAACUUGUCCUUACCACAGAAACGACAUGGGAGAGUAAAAACAUGGACGCGGCAUGUUGACCUUUUUCAGAAGGACUUCAUUUUUGUUCCUAUCAAUGAAGCUGCACAUUGGUUUUUGGCUGUGAUCUGUUUCUCGGGAUUUGAUAGUCCAACAUUUGUACCAAACCCUCUUUAUCAAGAAAAUGGAGCUCAACAACAAAGCAGCACUACUGUCUCCACAACGACCACAGAACAGGAAUGUAGGUUGGCUUUACCCAGCAAAGUAGACAAUUUAUUGCAGACCUCUCCACUGAGGUCUGUGGUAAAGACUUCACAGAAAACAUACAGCAAAGCAUCAAACUUGUUAUUUGUUGACUCAAGUGCUGAGAGUGAACAGGAGGACAUGCGUUUACCUAGCAGUAAAAAUUUUACUGGAAGGUCCCCAGCAAGCAGAGUUUCACCAGUGGAUUGUAAUGUUGGCAGCCCACAGUCUGCAGGCCAGAAGACUGAAAAUAGGACUAAAUAUGAAAAUGGCAUGCAGGACAACAGGUCAACAGCUAUAGUUACACCAAAGGAUGGUUUACACAGUAUAAGACUAAACUACAGUGAUGAACCAGCAGACACAGUUAAGACCAAAGGAGAGGAUUUCAUCGAUUUUUCUGAUGAAGAUUCAGACAGCCAGGACGAAGGCAUAGAUGAUGGUCCUUUUGCUGAAGAUAUUUUCAGUCCUGAAAAUGGACAGUGGCACUUACGACCAACUGUGUGCAAACAGCCUUGUAUUCUUAUUAUGGAUUCUUUGAGAGGUCCUUCCAGAUCAAAUGUCGUAAGGACUCUUAGAGAGUAUCUUGAAAUAGAAUGGGAAGUAAGGAAAGGAAGUAAAAGAAGUUUCUCCAAAGAAGUUAUGAAGGGUUCAAAUCCUCGGGUGCCUCAGCAGGACAACUUUAGUGAUUGUGGAGUUUAUGUAUUACAGUACGUUGAAAGUUUUUUUGAAUAUCCCAUUCCAAGCUUUGAACUACCAAUGAACUUAACCAACUGGUUUCCUCAGCAAAGAGUGAAAAAGAAGCGGGAAGAAAUUAGGGAUUUAAUUCUCAAACUUCAAGAACAGAGUGAACAGAAGAAAUGCCAGAAAGACUUGAGCACAACAGAAACCUUUGCACAGCAGGGAUCAGAUCUGUCCAACAGCAGCAGCUUAGACUGAAAUGUGUGUUUCUGUUGCAUGCUAGUGCUGCUAAUGUUAUUUUAGAUUUUCUGUUCAUUUUAGAGAGAGAAAGAGAGACUGCACAAGAGAAGAAAGAAUGCAGCCUGCUGCAGAUGUGUUUUGGGGAACAGUGAUUUCUGUAUACAGACAUUUCAUCAGAUUUUAUCAGUUCCCAAAUGAAAUUUGUGUAUUACACAAUGAGAAUGUGUACAUAUGUUAAUGAAGCAGAUAUUUUCAGCAUUUGUAAUUAAUUUCUUUCACUUAUUAGGAAGCUUUGUUAUGUAUUUCUGUUGAUAGAAGAGAAGUAGUUACAUACUUGAGGAAAAUAAAUGGAAAUAUUUAUAAUAAUUAAUGAUUUACACCUUCUGUCAGCAGCAUGAAGAGCUAAGCUUUUCAGCACUGGUUUUAUAUCCUGUAUUUGUUUUUUCUGUUGUAGAUUUUGCAGUCACAUCUUUAAGUAAGCAGAAGUGUAUCUUGCUGAGUUUGAGGUGGUUGUCAAAUUCCAGGACUGACUUCAUGUACAUAACUGCCUCAGUAAUUCAGCUAGAUUUGACGACUGGGAAGAAAAGAAAGAUAAACUUAUUGCUGACCAGACCUGUCAUUUAUUAUAUUGUAGAGCAGUACAUCUUAAAUAUUCAUAUUCAUUCCAGAUAGGAAGCAAAUGUUUCUCCUUUGCAAGUUAUCUUCACAUUUAUUUUCAUUGAUUUAUUUCCUACUUUGGUUUUGCUUAUUUUUGUUUGCUUUACUUUUGUUAAUAUUAAUUUCCUUGCCAAAUUUUUCUCUUGUCAGUAUAAAUGCUACAUUGGCACUCCUUUGCAAAGGGCAAUUGGCCCACUCUGUGAAGUCAAAAACAUAAUAAACUAAAUACACAAGCUAA
This is a messenger RNA of Protopterus annectens (West African lungfish), 4837 nucleotides long. RefSeq names its product SUMO specific peptidase 6 (gene SENP6). Gene Ontology annotation, biological process: regulation of spindle assembly; protein desumoylation; regulation of kinetochore assembly. NCBI's taxonomy places the organism in Eukaryota, Metazoa, Chordata, Ceratodontiformes, Protopteridae. Gene Ontology annotation, molecular function: SUMO-specific endopeptidase activity. The record is from RefSeq and is a predicted model, not a curated record. Gene Ontology annotation, cellular component: nucleus; cytoplasm.